Nerophis ophidion (straightnose pipefish) is the source of this 780-nucleotide messenger RNA. RefSeq lists its product as uncharacterized. Bases 28 to 780 code for a protein of 250 amino acids. The transcript is spliced from 4 exons. Lineage: Eukaryota; Metazoa; Chordata; Actinopteri; Syngnathiformes; Syngnathidae. The record is from RefSeq and is a predicted model, not a curated record. Gene Ontology annotation, biological process: response to bacterium.
GUUCACUUGGUCAAAUGAGAGGAGAAAAUGUGGAUCGUGCUUCAUCUGCUGCUCCUGCUCCAAAGUGGAGAAUGUGCAGGUGUUUACAAUUUUUCCAUUCAGACUGUUGAACCUGGAAAAAGUGUCUCUCUGACAUGUUCCUACGAGGAUUUUAUAACUCAAAACAUCUUAUUUUGGAUUCGAUUUGUUUCUGCAACCUUUCCUGAAAUUCUAGCUGCAAUGGCAUCUUUCAAAUCUGCUGAAGGUGGAACGUCAAAUACUGGACAUCGCAUCACAGUUAAAAAAGAAAAUGGAAACUUUGUUCUGCAAAUUCGUCAAGUAGAGAAAAAUGAUUUGGCGAUCUACUACUGUUUAACUGUACAACGAUAUCUGAAUAAAAUGACGUUUUUGAAAGGAACAUUCCUUCAGGUCACAGAACCAGAACCCUCCGUGUCUGUUGUCUCUGAAGUCCAACCAGGACCGCCUGUGAAGUUGCAGUGCUCAGUCCUCUCCCACUCUGGGAAUGACAUCUGUCAGGAUGGACACAAAGUGUCCUGGUUCAGAACUGGACCAGAAAGUGUCCAUCCCAGCUUUGUUUACACUCAUGACGAAUGCAAGGAGAUCAAAGAUAAUUCCACACAGAAAUGUGUCCACACUUUCUCAAAGAACGUCAACUCCUCUGAUGCUGGAACUUACUUGUGUGCUGUGGUCACAUGUGGGAGGAUUUUCAUGGGAAAUCCAAUACAAGUCAACAACACCCAAGGAUCAGGACAAAACAAGGUUGUUGCUGCAAAGGUAUGA